CUGCGCAUUUCUUUCGCAGUUUCUUCCACAAAAAGACAGUCUUUCUCGCACAAUCCCCCACGUUAUUAAUUCUACAAACACGCGAGACCAGCCUCUCGCGACCCAUCAACCACUUCGAUCAAAAGCAAACACCCUUCUAUUACUGAGAGCAGUCAGCCAAUAUGCCUAAGAAUAAGGGAAAGGGAGGCAAAAACCGACGUCGCGGCAAGAACGAAAAUGACAACGAAAAGCGCGAACUGACCUUCAAGGAAGAAGGGCAAGAAUACGCCCAAGUCCUCAAGAUGCUGGGCAACGGCCGCCUCGAGGCCCUCUGUUUCGACGGCGAAAAACGCCUCGCCCACAUUCGCGGCAAACUACGCAAGAAGGUCUGGAUCAAUCAAGGAGACAUCAUCCUGCUGAGUUUACGGGACUAUCAAGACGAGAAGGGGGAUGUCAUUUUGAAGUACAGCGCCGACGAGGCAAGGUCUCUGAAGGCAUACGGAGAACUUCCCGAGAGCGCAAAGAUCAAUGAGACCGAUACCUACGGUCACGAGGGCGUGGACGAUAAUGUCGAGUUCGAUGAGGACCGGGAUAGUGACUCUGACAAGGAGGUCGAUAUCGACGACAUCUAAUGGACGAGACUAUUUCUUGGAUGCAUUCACGGAGAAUUCAGCAGGUCUGGAAGGACAUGACUUGAUGAGUCACGAGGCUGUAUUGCCACUGUACUGCUUUUCUCCGAGCAUACACACGAACACACCAGUAUGAGUGCAGGUAUGAUAUGAUGGGAGUCUGGAGAAUGGGUCUAGCUUGAGUUAGAGACAAUCAACCACAUUUGUGUUUCACGCGGA
This is a messenger RNA of Cladophialophora immunda, 827 nucleotides long. RefSeq names its product eukaryotic translation initiation factor 1A, Y-chromosomal. Gene Ontology annotation, cellular component: cytoplasm. NCBI's taxonomy places the organism in Eukaryota, Fungi, Ascomycota, Eurotiomycetes, Chaetothyriales, Herpotrichiellaceae. Bases 162 to 611 code for a protein of 149 amino acids. Gene Ontology annotation, biological process: translational initiation. The record is from RefSeq and is a predicted model, not a curated record. Gene Ontology annotation, molecular function: translation initiation factor activity; RNA binding. The transcript is spliced from 2 exons.